Messenger RNA from Daldinia decipiens, 2266 nucleotides. Its product is annotated as glycoside hydrolase family 72 protein. Gene Ontology annotation, molecular function: 1,3-beta-glucanosyltransferase activity. Gene Ontology annotation, cellular component: fungal-type cell wall; cytoplasm. The record is from RefSeq and is a predicted model, not a curated record. Bases 520 to 1887 code for a protein of 455 amino acids. Gene Ontology annotation, biological process: fungal-type cell wall (1->3)-beta-D-glucan biosynthetic process. Lineage: Eukaryota; Fungi; Ascomycota; Sordariomycetes; Xylariales; Hypoxylaceae. The transcript has 4 exons.
UGUGCUUUUUAGUUUCGUGUUCGGUAACUACCUUAUGUACUUCGUAACUACCUAUGCCACCACUGAACUGCAAGAUCCAAGAUGUUGCAGACACACCCUCCUUCCCUGUUAUGUAGCCAAGGUGGCUCACGCCUGCUUUUGCUACACUCCCUCUUUCCUUGUUCUUGACUUCUGGGCGGCGUAAAUAUCUCCAAGCCAAGGAAACGAAGGUCUUCUUACCUCGUUCCACUCUCCUUUUCUCAUUCCACGCCCGCGUUUUUUCACCCUUCACUCGUUGAUUAACUUCCUAACUCCAUCCCCUUUCUUUCUGGCAACUCAUUCGUUACUGUUGGCAUCUCGUCUUUCAAAUCAAUCGUUUUGAUAGUUCGCGCCUCUGAUCUUGGAUCUGCUGCUGGUUCUCAAACGUCCCUCACUCGCUUGGGAUUACAAUAUAUCACGUGUUUCAUCUUUUUUUGACGGAGUACCCUAUUAAGACUAAACCAAAAGCAAUUGACCACUUGGAAUAAUAACGAUACCAUAAUGCGCUCGUUCGCCUUCGCGUCCGCUCUGGCAGCGGCGAGCAUGGUCCACGCAGGGCCUACUCCUACCGAAGAGGAGUUACCUAGGCGUGCUGAUUCUCUGCCUGCGGUAACCGCGUCUGGGAAUGCUUUCUGGGCCGGUGACGAACGAUUCUAUAUUCGAGGUAUCGACUACCAGCCUGGUGGUUCUUCCGCUAACCUCGAUCCUCUUUCUGAUACCGACCUUUGCAUGAGGGAUAUCGCCAAGUUCAAGGAACUCGGCGUGAACACAAUCCGUGUUUACUCUGUCGACAAUUCGGCCGACCACACUGAGUGUAUGAAAGCUCUGAGCGACGCAAAGAUAUACUUAGUGCUCGACGUCAACAACCCUCAAUACUCCAUAAACCGAGACAAUCCAGGGCAGUCGUAUAACGAUGUUUAUCUCCAAAGUGUUUUUGCUACCAUUGACGAGUUCGCAAAAUAUGACAACACGCUUGCUUUCUUCUCGGGCAAUGAAGUCAUCAACGACAAACCCGAGUCCGUAAAAUCGGCCCCUUACGUCAAGGCUACUACUCGUGAUAUGAGACAGUAUAUCGGCUCUCACGGCUACCGCAAGAUUCCUGUUGGUUACUCGGCUGCCGAUGUCAGCGAUAACCGAAUGCAGACUGCGCAGUAUUUCAAUUGCGGUACCGAUGACGAGCGGAGCGACUUUUUCGCCUUUAAUGACUAUUCUUGGUGUGCUCCGUCCUCCUUCCAGCAAUCCGGUUGGGACCAGAAGGUGAAGAACUUCACCGGAUACGGUCUGCCUAUCUUCCUGUCGGAGUGGGGUUGCAUAAAAGGCGACCGCGACUUCGGGGAGUUAGCUGCAUUGAUGAGCGAUCAAAUGUCUGCUGUCUACUCGGGUGGUCUCGUGUACGAGUAUAGUAGAGAAGGCAAUGGGUACGGCAUUGUUGAGGUCUCUGGAACGUCCGACGAGGUCAAGGAAGAACCCGACUUCGAUAAGCUAGCGUCAGCUUUGUCCAAGUAUCCAGCUCCGACUGGCAACGGUGGUUUCACUUCUACCACCACUUCUGUUGCGUGUCCAACGGUCGAUAAUGUUUGGGAUCUUGGUGGAUGGGACGCGAGUGCACUUCCCGCAAUUCCUCCAGCAGCUGAGAAGUACAUGACCGAGAAAGCCGGUACGGGACCAGGCCUCAAAGGUUCUGGCUCUCAGGAUGCCGGAGGUACUUCGACUGGGACCGCUUCACCUGGUGCUGGAUCUGUAACUGCAACUGCAUCCGGUGACAACGGCAACGCCGCUGGCCGACCAGCUCCUCCAAUGGAUAUGAGUAUUUUCGUCCUUACUGGGAUUGUUGGUCUCUUCACCCUCGGCGGCACGUUGUUGCUAUAGGUUGGUCACUAAGCCGUCUUCGGUAAUUUUCUUGGUACGAGAAUCGUGGGAUUUUUGGAGCUUGGGCAUCUGGGGAAUACGCGUUUUUCUAUGGGUUCGGUGAUCAGGCGCGUUGACCCCUUUUGAGAUCGACGGCAAACCGGGAUAUAAUUAGUCUAGAGCGGCACAGCAACUCCAUAUGACACGGGGUAAAGUAUGUAGUAUGUAUCAUGAACGCGAACGACAUAUAAUUUAGGCAUGGAAAGGGUGGAUUGAUGGAUAUCAAGUGUAUUACUGAGCUGACCUUGCUAGAGGACUAAAUGGCUAAAAUUGAGGAAAGUGACAUAGUUUUGUACUAACUACCUAGAGGUAUUAAAAUGAGAGGACUAGAUUAUGAUUA